AUUACAUUCAAUAUGUCACGAUUUUUUGAUAACGAUAUCGAUUGUUAUUCAUAUGUGUAUUCUAUAUUAUUUUUAGUUUUGGCUUAAAUUGAGGAAUUAUUUAAUUUAAUUCAAACACUUCCUAUAUUUCUAUUACCUAAUGUGUUGAGUAGUAGCCCUGUUAAAAUAAAUAUUUAUUUUUAGAAUUGUGUAUAUAUAUACAUAUACAAAGUAGUAUUCAUCUAUUUAGUAAUCAGUUUCUAUACAGACCUCAUAUCUGUUAGUAGUUAAGACAGAACUGAUAUACAAAAUUUAUAAACAAAGUACGAAAUGAAAAUACUAUAAACUAAUCGAAGUAAUAAUUAUUUCCAAAUGUAAUCGGAAAAUAUAAAGUGAGAAUGUUAUAAACAAUAAAUCGAUUAAUUUUAAUUUACGCAUAAGUGACAUAAUCUAAAAAUUUUUUAUCGACUAAAAAGAAAAUAUUCUAUUCCUACCCUUGUAUUAUAUUAUAUUUUAAUAUAGCUAAACAAAAAAACAAACAAUUUAACAUAAUCUAUUAACUUAAAGGACAUUAACAAAAAAAUAACCUAUAACGAGACGCACUAAAAUGACUUUGUAUUUAUUUCUUAUCAUUUUGUCAUUAUGUAAUUUAAAGUAUAUUAAAAAUAAUUAUAAAGUCAUUAACAACUAUCUCGUAUAAAGUAAAGGAUAUAUACGAAAUAUUCGAUCUAUUUUAUUUUUAAUGAAUAAUCAAAUUUAUGGAAGAAAUUCUUUUUCUUUUGAUUUUAGAAAAUUUCGUAAAUACGUAAGUAGAAUUUAUAAACCGAAAUGAUGUAAAUAAUUUUUUUGUGAAAGUUUGCAAAUCAUUUAUCUAUCUAUUUAACGACUGAAAGCAUUGAACUGAGCGAUAUGUAGAAUAUGCUCGCAUACGUAUGUGUAGUGUUGCUGGUGUACAGUGCCACGAAUGUUUUUGCGAACCGGUUAAAGCGAAUUAUUAGUGAUUUAUUAUCAUGAAUUCGUUCUAAGGAAGAAUUAUAAAUUAUUGUUGGAUUAAUUACAAUUCCUGGCUGUUUUGGACUUUGUAAAAAAAGGAAGUGUUUUUAAUAGAAUUAAUCCUGGCGCCUAAACAAAAUGCUUCCGCCAUAUUCACACAAGGAUUCACGCAACAUUGGAAGCCGUAUCAAGGAGAAGCUUCUUGGUUGGAAGCGUUUAAUUUUUUCUGACAAAAAUACCAGGAACUUAUUUUUGUUUUUAAUUUUAAAUUUAUCUUUUGCUUUCGUUGAGUUAUCGUACGGAAUAUGGACAAACAGUUUGGGCCUAAUCUCAGAUAGUUUCCAUAUGUUUUUCGAUUGUACCGGCUUGUUGUUUGGUUUGGCAGCAUCAGUUAUUACGAAAUGGAGAGCCAACAACCGAUAUUCGUAUGGUUAUCUACGUGCAGAAAUAUUAGGUGGAUUCGUUAAUGGAUUGCUAUUGUUAUUCAUUGCUUUCUUUAUAAUGUUUGAAGCUGUUGAAAGAGCUAUCGAGCCACCUGAUAUAAAACAUGAAAGACUUUUUACUAUAUCUGUGAUGGGACUCAUAGUGAAUUUAGUAGGAAUAUAUGCCUUUCAACAUGGACAUGGGCAUGGUCAUGGUGGUCAUGGGCAUUCUCAUUCUCAUAGUAGUGGACAUGGCCAUUCUCAUUUAAAUCAUAAUCACAGUCACCAUCAUCUUGAUAUUGAAAUUGAUCCAACUUUUACUGGUAAUAAUUCUCAAAUUAUGAAAGGAGUUUUUCUACAUAUACUAGCAGAUACUCUGGGAUCUGUAGGAGUAAUUAUAUCAGCUGUUUUGAUGCAAAUGUUUGGUUGGAUGAUAGCUGAUCCUAUUUGUUCCAUGCUCAUUGCAGUAUUGAUAGUGUUAAGUGUACUCUCAUUAAUGAAAGAAUCUUGGGAGAUUCUUAUGCAAAGACAACCUCCGGCUUUGGAUCAUGUUUUACCACAGUGUUACAAUAAAGUGACCCAAUUGGCUGGAGUUUAUAGUGUGCAAGAACCACAUUUUUGGACACUUUGUUCUGAUGUUUAUGUUGGUUGUAUAAAACUGGAAGUGGCACGAACUGUAGAUCCAAAGUAUGUGGUUGCGCAUACUCAAAUGAUUUUUCAAGCAGCAGGUGUGAGACAACUAACCGUGCAAUUGGAUUAUGCACCUAUGUGAUCUCUUAGAAACGUGCGUAUUGUAAAGUGUUCUUAUAAAUGCUCCAGAAGUGUAUUCAUUUGUCGACUUUGUCAAAAAGGCGUAAGAAGUACAGCUCUGAUGCAAACUAUUUUUGCGAUUUUGGGUCUGUGCGGUUGCUUAGUUUUUAAUAGAGGAGAAUAUCAAUUUCAAUUACAAAUUAUUUAAAGAAUUAUAUAUAAUUUGCCAACUGUCAGCCAUUGGAGCCAUCAAUAUAGGACCUUUUAAUCCUAAAGCUCUGAACUGCUAUUUCCUAGCAUUUUGAGCAUCAUACUAUAGAAAGUAUAUAAAUCCAAACAAUGUUGCAUUUCAUUAUAUAAUUAAUAAACUUUUACUUCUGUGUUUUUAAAUUAAUGUGUACAGAUCUCUCUUGAGAUCUGGAUUUUUUUAUGAUUACAAAAAUGUUGUUAUAACCUAUAUCUAUUAAAUCGAAAUUUAUAGAUAAAUUAUCAUUUUCAAAUAUUAAAUGUAAUCAUAAGAUUUUCAUUUUUAUAUAUUUAUGCAGAGAUGCUCAUUUUUAGGUUGUGUUAAUGAUUUUUACCAAUAUAUCAUCAUUUAAUAAUAAACAAAAAUAGAAGGUUUUUAAUAUUUCGUUGAAGUAAUUUAUAUGUAAUACGAUUUAUGUAAAAUACUUAUUUUGUAAUAGAAGUGUUAUUCCAUUAUAAAUUACUACUCGAAUAUUGUAAAAAUAAUUAAAUCGAAGGCAAUUAUAAUUAUAUUAAAACCAAUAGAAUUAAUUCCGUACAAAUCUUUUAAGAAACGUCUGUCAAGUUUGAUUUUUGCAUUUGAAAAAAAAACGACACGAUAUUUUCUAUAUACUUAUGCAUAAAUAAUGUAUAUGUUUUUGUAAUUAAUUUUCUUUAUCGAUGAACUUUAUUUUUGAAGAGUUACUUUUCAUAUAUAUAUAUAUAGGCAAGUGUGAUGCAGUAUUACUAAUGGACAAUGAGCUAGACAGAAACUACUAUAAAUCAUCAUGCAAUUUUAAGAUAAAAAACAUUUUUCAAACGAAUAUACAGCUUAUUAUAAGAAAACAAGAAAAAUGAACAAAAUAUUUACAUUCCAUGACGUAGAUCAAUCAUUAACGAAGAUUUAACCAACUAACUUUUCCCGCUAAAAAUUUAAUUAAUGCAAUUUUAAUAAUACUUAAAUUAAUACUUGCAUGAAAUUUCAUUCUAAGGAAUGAAUCAUCGUAAUAUUAAUUUGCAAUAAUUAACAUUAAAAAAAAGCGAUUGUUUAAUGAUUAAUCGAAACCAUAAAAGAAACGUAUACCUUUUUUUAUCGUACUGUUGUGAAACUUGUAUGAUGCGUCUUAUCGCCAUAGUAAUUAUUCCAAGCCAGAACUCUCGUAUUGUUAUGUUUUCAUAAUCUUAAUAUAUAACCUAAAGAAACGCAUGUAAAAAGAAAAAAAAAAUAACUAUAAUAAUAAAGAAAGAACGAGGAGAAGAAAAAGGAUAUCUUUAUCCGAAAAAGAUAAAGAUAAUAAAAAAUA
Molecule: messenger RNA, 3673 nt
Organism: Vespula vulgaris
Lineage: Eukaryota; Metazoa; Arthropoda; Insecta; Hymenoptera; Vespidae
Gene: ZnT86D
Product: zinc transporter 7
Exons: 2
Coding region: 1111-2166 (351 amino acids)
Biological process (GO): zinc ion transport; intracellular zinc ion homeostasis; transmembrane transport
Cellular component (GO): membrane; Golgi apparatus
Molecular function (GO): zinc ion transmembrane transporter activity
Source: RefSeq, a predicted model, not a curated record